UAGUCAGGAAGGAGUGCUAAUUCUCAGACUAAUAAAAUUAGGUUGAGAAUUUUGAGAUACGAUGUCCAUAAUUUCUCACACCUCCGUUCACGGGGUUUCAAAAGCUUCUUAAACACUUUUACAGUCUCGAAGUCUAUUGAAGUCUCGUGAAGUCUCAUGAAGUCUGGUGAAGUCUCAUUAAGUCUCAUGAAGUCUCGUGAAGUCUUAUGAAGUCUUAUGAAGUCUUAUGAAAUCUUCUGAAGUCUUUAGAAGUCUUUGAAAAAUUUGAAGUCUCUAUGCUUGAAGUCUCUUGAAGUCUCGUGAAGUCUUUUGAAGUCUUGAAGUCAGCUGUUUCCCCCUUGGGUAAUCCAUCAUCAGAAGAAAAGUUUGUUGAUCUAGACUAUUUUGACUCCCAGUUGAAAAACGUUAGUUAUUCUAUUAAAGAUAACAUUAUAUUUUUGAGUUAGUUGUUAAAUUAUCUUUCAAUAUGUUUUACCAGCCACUGACACAACUUAUCAUUGCAAAAUCUACAAAGCGCCAAACAAUAUAUUUCAUUUUUAUUUAAAUACAUCUGAAAAGUCUAUUUUUUUAAGCAUAAAACAAUAAUUGACUCAAAUUAUCGAGAUCUUGUUCAUCAUUUAUUGACGUAUGAAUGUAAUCCUACAACUGUGUUCGACGAUAACAAUUAAUCAGACGGUUUAUGUGAUAAAAUUAUACACAAAAUUACUGCAUGUAUUUCAAAUAUAGCCAGUAGAUGGACUUUUGGUGGUGAUGAUGUAAGUUUUCUAAAUUUAAAUAUCUACUCGAAAAAAAAAUGAUUCUUGUUUUCAUACAUAGUAGAGUUUCCAGCGAUUAGUGGAUAUUCAGUAGGUGGUGAUUUCGAAAUAAAAUAUAAUAUGGUUCAAAUGCAUUAUGAUAAUCCAAAGCAAAUACCUAAUCGUCGCGAUAGUUUAGGCAUUCGAUUUUAUCUUAGAAAAGAACGUCGUCAAUAUGAUCUGGAUUAUCUUACACAUGGUAGAGAUUCAAGUUAUUUUGCUAUUACUAUUCCACCAGAAACUGAUCGAUUUAUAGUUGUUAUUAUUUCAAUUAUCAAUUUAAAAAUCGUCUACCAAAACCAAUUCGGUGAUGAAUUGGCUACUCGAUUGGUUUUAGAAAUAUGA
Messenger RNA from Rotaria sp. Silwood2, 1139 nucleotides. The record is from the annotation of a GenBank genome assembly. NCBI's taxonomy places the organism in Eukaryota, Metazoa, Rotifera, Eurotatoria, Philodinida, Philodinidae.